Molecule: messenger RNA, 760 nt
Organism: Pyrenophora tritici-repentis Pt-1C-BFP
Lineage: Eukaryota; Fungi; Ascomycota; Dothideomycetes; Pleosporales; Pleosporaceae
Product: RpsD, Ribosomal protein S4
Biological process (GO): ribosomal small subunit biogenesis; rRNA processing
Cellular component (GO): small ribosomal subunit; small-subunit processome; Mpp10 complex
Molecular function (GO): snoRNA binding; rRNA binding; structural constituent of ribosome
Source: RefSeq, a predicted model, not a curated record
AACCAACCCAUCUUAACGCGCCGCACGUAAAGACAUAUUAAGUAAAUCUUCAACAUGGUGCGCAAACUCAAGCACCACGAGCAGAAGCUCCUGAAGAAGGUCGACUUCAACACAUACAAAAGCGACAAUGAUCAUCGGGAAGCAGCGGUAAUGCGCCGCUAUGCCAUCCAAGGCCGAGACGACUACCGAAAAUACAACCAGCUCGCUGGUUCUCUGCGACAACUCGCGCACAAGAUUGCCGCCUUGGACCCGUCGGAUCCGUUCAGAAGAAAACAUGAAGACUUGAUGCUGGAGAAGCUUUGGGAUAUGGGAAUUCUCGGUACUGGUGGAGGCGGCAGGGGGAAGCUGAGCGACAUCGAGCAUAAGGUUACUGUGUCUGCGUUUGCACGGAGGAGAUUGCCUGUUGUAAUGACCCGGCUGCGCAUGUCGGAUCAUAUCCAGGCGGCAACAACCCUUAUCGAGCAGGGGCACGUCCGCGUUGGAACGGACGUUAUCACCGACCCGGCAUAUCUCGUCACAAGGAACAUGGAGGACUUUGUGACCUGGGUCGACUCUUCCAAGAUCAAGCGCAACAUCAUGAAGUACCGCGACAAGCUGGACGACUUCGAACUCGAAGCCGUAUGAGAUGAUUACCUGAUUUAUUGUGAAUGGGCGUUAUGGGCUUCUACAGCAUCUCACGGCGUUACGGCAUGACCUUUGAUAUCCGGAUAUAAACAAAAUUCAAUCCUUUACGCUUCGCAUUUAUGGCGAAGCUACGUCC